Ostrinia furnacalis (Asian corn borer) is the source of this 2155-nucleotide messenger RNA. It is a transcript of the gene ple, whose product is annotated as tyrosine hydroxylase ple. Gene Ontology annotation, molecular function: tyrosine 3-monooxygenase activity; iron ion binding. Bases 193 to 1875 code for a protein of 560 amino acids. The transcript is spliced from 8 exons. Gene Ontology annotation, cellular component: perikaryon; axon; cytoplasm. The record is from RefSeq and is a predicted model, not a curated record. Gene Ontology annotation, biological process: dopamine biosynthetic process from tyrosine. Lineage: Eukaryota; Metazoa; Arthropoda; Insecta; Lepidoptera; Crambidae.
UACGAACGGUCAUCAUGCAUUGGUCUGUUUGCAAUCCAAAGUUUAGUUAGCCUUAGUAGUCCGACAGCUUCAGUCGCAGACAGACAGGCUACAGCCGGUGGUCGGGACAAAAAGCUCUCGCAGACUUACGCUAGCUAAACGCGCAGUGAACUUCAGUUCAGGCAGUACCCAGUGGUGUGUUCGAAGCUCGAUAUGGCCGUCGCAGCUGCCCAGAAGAACCGCGAAAUGUUCGCCAUCAAGAAGUCCUACAGCAUCGAGAACGGCUACCCAUCUCGCCGCCGUUCCCUCGUAGACGAUGCACGCUUCGAAACACUAGUAGUCAAACAGACCAAGCAGAGCGUUCUAGAAGAGGCUCGCGCCCGCGCCAAUGACUCUGGCUUGGACUCCGAAUUCAACCAAGAUGGAGUUUACAUUGGAAACGGCGAUAACUCACCAACUGUUGAAGAUGGCACUCAGCAAGACGAAACGAAGAACGGUCAGCUUGCUGAUGCUGACGUAGGAGACGAUGCUUCUAAUGAUGAGGAUUACACUCUAACCGAAGAGGAGGUUAUCCUGCAGAACGCUGCUAGCGAGUCCCCGGAGGCUGAGCAGGCCGUCCAGCAGGCUGCUCUGCUGCUCCGCAUGCGCGACGGCAUGGGAUCUCUAGCCCGCAUCCUCAAGACCAUCGACAACUACAAGGGUUCCGUUCAGCACCUGGAAACGCGUCCGUCACAACUCGCUGACGUCCAAUUCGACGCGCUCGUUAAAGUCAGCAUGUCCCGCGUCAACCUGCUGCAACUCAUCAGAUCUCUUCGUCAGUCAACUGCUUUUGCCGGAGUCAACCUCAUGUCCGAUAACAACAUCUCCAGCAAGACCCCGUGGUUCCCCCGCCAUGCCUCUGAUCUCGACAACUGCAACCAUCUUAUGACCAAAUUCGAACCUGAAUUAGACAUGAACCACCCUGGUUUCGCGGAUAAAGAUUACAGGGAGCGCAGGAAACAGAUUGCAGAAAUUGCUUUCGCUUACAAGUAUGGUGACCCGAUCCCAUCGAUCACCUACAAGGACAGCGAGAACGCUACCUGGCAGCGAGUGUUCAACUCCGUGGUCGAUCUGAUGCCUAAACACGCUUGCAGGGAGUACAAGGCAGCAUUUGAAAAACUUCAAGAGGCUGAUAUCUUUGUGCCCCAUAGAAUUCCGCAACUGGAAGAUGUGAGCAACUUCUUGCGCAAGCACACUGGCUUCACUCUGCGUCCCGCGGCUGGUCUGCUGACCGCCCGUGACUUCCUCGCUUCCUUGGCCUUCCGUGUAUUCCAGUCUACACAAUACGUACGCCACGCCAACUCUCCGUUCCACACCCCUGAACCAGAUUGUAUCCAUGAGCUUCUUGGGCACAUCCCACUUUUGGCAGACCCCAGCUUCGCCCAAUUCUCACAAGAAAUUGGUUUGGCAUCACUAGGCGCUUCUGAUGCUGAGAUCGAAAAGCUGUCUACCGUUUACUGGUUUACCGUUGAAUUCGGUCUCUGCAAGGAGAACCAACAACUGAAAGUGUAUGGUGCGGCUGUGCUCUCUUCCAUUGGUGAACUGCUCCACGCCCUCAGUGACAAGCCUGAGCACAGGCCUUUCGACCCUGCCUCCACUUCGAUUCAGCCCUACCAAGACCAAGAGUACCAGCCAAUCUAUUACGUUGCCGAAAGCUUCGAAGAUGCCAAAGAUAAAUUCAGACGCUGGGUAUCUACCAUGUCUCGACCAUUCGAGGUGCGCUUCAACCCUCACACCGAGCGAGUGGAGGUGCUCGACUCCGUGGACAAGCUGGAGACUCUCAUCUGGCAGCUGAACACAGAGAUGCUACAUCUCACCAACGCCGUCAAGAAGCUCAAGAGCUCGCAUUUCGAGUGAAUACCUUACUUAGUACACAUGGUUCAGUGCACGCGGCCUCGCCGCAUUCUGUAUAGCUAGUGAUAUUAUAGAAUUAAGACUAUUGUUGGUGUGUGUAUGGUGUGUUUGAGAGUGUGGAAACCAUCUGAUGGAACUACGUUGAAAACCUUUUUGUACCUUAUUGUAUUAUUUAUUGCCGAGUUCAUUGCCCGGGCUUGGGAAACUGCACAAGCCUCCCGAUUGCCCAUUUACGGAGGCAGUGCGGCUUUUGCGAGACCUUAACUACUAGUAUUAUUUAUAA